Messenger RNA from Arabidopsis thaliana (thale cress), 1545 nucleotides. RefSeq names its product tRNA-thr(GGU) m(6)t(6)A37 methyltransferase. The transcript has 8 exons. Lineage: Eukaryota; Viridiplantae; Streptophyta; Magnoliopsida; Brassicales; Brassicaceae. The coding region runs from base 603 to 1388 and encodes 261 amino acids. The record is from RefSeq and is marked reviewed.
UUUUUGAGAAAGAAGUUUAGUAUUUACUUACAGAACAUAAAAUAUAGGCAAAUCCAACAAAUUCAGUGGGCCGUUGCUGGACUUUUAAGCAUUUGAUAAUUAUAUGGGCCUUACAGUUAUUAUAACUGUCUCUCCCAUAACUAAAAGUAAAAACCGAUUUGACUCCCGGACCGAUACAUUCCCGCCGCCGUCGCAACGUUCCACUCGCCGUCGCAGCAAACAGUUCAUCUAUGGCUACAUCAGGACGCUCCCACGGCUCUACCACGGCGGCUUUAGCCUUUACACUCGCCGUAGUAUCUGUAUCCGCUGCCUUCUCGCGUAAUCUCUUUCUCUCUACCUCUCUGUCACUUCCUCUUCCCAAUACCUGUUAUUGAGCUGGUUUCGAGAAACUAACACUUUAUUGAGCAUGUUCUUGCGAAGUGUAUAGAUGGCGAAGACGAGAAGAAGAUUUGGAGAAUAGGAUCAAGGAAUUUGAGAAGUCUUUGGGAUCUACCUUGGAAAAAAGUGCUUCUGAGAGAAAAGGUCGAGUCAAAGCUCAGCAGGCUUUACGGGAGGCGUUAGCACAGACUGAGUCACAUGAUUUACACAGCACAAUAUACCCGAUGCGACCUAUUGGCACUAUCCAGUCUUGCUUCUCUACUAGGAACGGGACACCGAGGCAGCCAUUGCUUGUUUCUCUUGCGAGGGCAUGUUUGAUCUUUGAUCCGGCUUUGGUUCCUCCUGCGUCUCUUGAGGGUCUUGAAGAGUAUUCUCAUUGCUGGAUACUCUAUGUGUUUCAUCUCAAUACUGAUAUCGAGAAGCUAUGGAGAAAACCAUCUCAGUCGAAGCUCAAGGCAAAGGUGAGAGUGCCACGGCUAAAUGGGGAACGGAAGGGAGUCUUUGCUACGCGGUCCCCUCAUCGACCUUGUCCCAUUGGCCUCACCGUUGCUAAGGUGGAGGAAAUCCAAAAGGAUAAGGUUCUCCUCUCUGGUGUCGAUCUGGUGGAUGGGACUCCGGUGCUCGACAUCAAACCAUAUUUACCAUACUCGGACAGUAUUCAAGGAGCCUCAGUGCCAAACUGGGUAAAGGAGGACUGCUCAUUGGCUGUGGCUUCUGUGACUUUCUCAGAUACCUUCUCUUCAUCCAUCACCAGCUGCUGGAAACUGAUAGAAAAGAAGUCUCUAUAUAGUUCAGCAGAUGAGUUUAGGAGCUUGAUCACGCAGGUCCUGUCAUGGGACAUACGAUCAAUGUCGCAACGGAACAAGCCACAAGAUACAUUGGAUGAGGAAAUUGUUUAUCACUUGGUUCUGGAGGGACUAGACGUGUCUUACAUGAUAGAUAAUGAAAGUAAUAUUCUCGUUCAGGAUGUUUCUCUUCCCAAAAACCUGCAAGAUGUUGCAGGAAGCUGAUCUUUGUAAGAUUUUUAGUGGAUCCUCUGGACAUGAAAUUUCUAUAGAGUAGCUUCCCCUUGGCAAGAGCAUUCACCAUCUCUUACAAUAAAUAAUGUGAAAGUAUGACAAUGACCUUGGUAAGACAUAAACAGUUAAAACGUUUUAUAAUAAGAAU